AUAAUCUUGAGUGCCAAACCUGUCGUUGGUGUAUUGAGGAUGAAACGGCAAAUAAGAGGUUGAUGUGUGGUAUAAGUCAUUGUAUUGACAUUACUAACCGUUGUUGUGCCUUUUAACGUAAUCCUGUUAUCAUAGGAAGUUGGAGUGUUUCAACAUACAGUAAUGGAGUGUUUGAUAGGAAUUUCAUUUCGAGAUUUCGUUCUUAUUGCUGCCGAUAUGACUAAUUCUAAUAGUAUUAUGGUUAUGAAAGAUGAUGAAGAUAAACUACACAAGAUUUCGAAUAAACUGGUGAUGGCAAUAUCUGGCGAGUCUGGAGACACAACCCAGUUUGCAGAAUAUAUUGCCAAAAACAUCCAGCUUUACAAAAUGAGGAAUGGAUAUGAACUGUCUCCCAGUGCUGCAGCUAACUUCACUCGUCGAAACUUGGCAGAUUACCUAAGAAGCCGGACACCUUACUUUGUCAACCUUCUUUUGGCUGGGUACAAUGAUGAAACAGGUUCAGAGCUGUAUUUUGUGGAUUAUUUAGCAUCAAUGGUGAAAGUACCUUAUGCUACUCAUGGAUAUGGAGGCUUCUUUUCUCUUUCUAUUCUGGAUAGAUAUCACAAAACAGAUAUGGGUAAAGAAGAUGCUUAUGAACUGAUGAAAAAAUGUGUGCGAGAGAUUCACAAGAGACUUAUUGUCAACUUGCCUAAUUUCAAAGUUCAGCUUAUUGAUAAGAAUGGUAUCCAAGACCUGCCACCGAUUACUGCAAAGAAUCUAGCUGUUGAAGAGGCAAAUAUACCAUUGCCAGAGGUCAAGGCAAUAUAAGACCUUCAUGUAACAUUUUGAGUGUUGUAUCAAGUAUUACUUGUGCUGAAAAAUGUUAUUCUCUUUUAUAAGCUCUAAACAUAAGGAUACAAUUACAAUGAUUCUUUUUAAGACAUUAUCAGAAUGUUUUUGAGAAUUUUGAACCUAUUCAGUAAAACAGUUCUUGAUGCUCU
Zootermopsis nevadensis is the source of this 980-nucleotide messenger RNA. RefSeq names its product Proteasome beta4 subunit (gene Prosbeta4). Lineage: Eukaryota; Metazoa; Arthropoda; Insecta; Blattodea; Termopsidae. The record is from RefSeq and is a predicted model, not a curated record. Gene Ontology annotation, cellular component: nucleus; cytoplasm; proteasome core complex. Gene Ontology annotation, biological process: proteasomal protein catabolic process.